This is a messenger RNA of Aspergillus uvarum CBS 121591, 425 nucleotides long. RefSeq lists its product as uncharacterized. The record is from RefSeq and is a predicted model, not a curated record. The transcript has a single exon. Bases 107 to 382 code for a protein of 91 amino acids. Lineage: Eukaryota; Fungi; Ascomycota; Eurotiomycetes; Eurotiales; Aspergillaceae.
GAUAUCUAUCACCAUUGCGGUUGGGGUUGUUUGAUGAGGGUUGGGGUGGCCGUCUCACCACUUUCUUUGUGUUCCCGCACCACCUCUACAGUACGUACAGUACAGUAUGUACGUACGUCCUGCCGGGUCAACUGUCUUCGCUAACCCCAACUCAAUGCAGCAGCGCAAUGCAGGCCAGGUAAGAUCACGACUCGUGUCGGCGCCAAUACUCCGGCCACAGUCCCCCAAACCAUCGACAAGGACAGACCUACUUCUGUCCCCCACUGGGCCAGCCCCGUCCAAUUUCCCCUCGCCUGUGACCUCGAGUUGCCAACCGGGCCAAUACCGUGGUCCGCACGGACACGAGUGCGUUGGACCCGCCCCAUCGGUGGCGUUUAUCUAAUCCGAUCAUGGCCGCCCAUCGCAUCUCGUUUCAUCUCAUUUCA